GUUCCUUCAGUUCGGUUCGUUGUCUGCUAUCGCAAAGUGUUAUGUUUCGUAAAUUGUUUACUAUCUGAGUGUCUUCACAUUUUUGGAUAAACAUCGCAGCAGUUAUCACAAUUAGAACAAAUAAUUAAACUUUUUUUAUGUGCUUAAAGGACAAAACUUUCGAGUACAAAAUAGGUCACUACGUUCGGAAGACCAUCGGACGACGUCUGGGCGACAGCAUGCAGGCAACCCUCCAGCAUUACCAUCCGGGUGGCGGUGCUCUGUUUGCAGCUCGCCGCUUAGAAUUUGAAAGUUAUCCAAAUUCUGAAGCGGAAUGUGACUCUAAUCUACCCAAAGAUCCAAGAAGAUGGACACGUGAUAAUGUUCAGCAAUGGUUAGAUGAAAUGGCAACAGUACAUAAUCUACCCAAUAUGGAUGACCAUCGCUCCCGCUUUCUAAUGAAUGGCAAGGCAUUGUGUCUAAUGUCUCAGUCCAUGUUUGUGCAUCGGGUCCCCCUCGGCGGGAAGUUGCUUUUCCGAGAUUUUCAGUUACGACUGAGUGCCGCAAUGCACAACUACCCUUAAAGUACACUACGUAUACACAAGUACUCCUAAAUACAUUCGUCGUUUCCCGACUGUUUCCAAUGUCAGGGGCUAGUCAAACAUGAAACGCACAUGGUCGUGGCGUCAUUCCAAAGAUGUUCGAACCUCACAGACUGUUAUACUGAUACUUAUUGCAACGCUGUUACUGGUUACUUCAUACACGCAUUACCUUGUAAUAUUUAAGUCCUCUUAAUUUAGACAACUAUUGUAUUUUGUAAUUUUAUAUCCUACAACUGUUUUACGUUAUUUGCGUUUGUAAGACGCAUUGUGAUAUUACGUAACGCGUACAACUUGUAUUACUUGUAGCUGGUUGUUCUUGUGCAAGAAGCGGAAGCGAGAUUAGCAUAUAAUGGAGUGCAGUGCGCGCUUCCGCUCCUCCACUGCGCUCGAAAAUAGCUCCCGACCGCGCUCGCAAUUAAGAAUUUGUUGAGAACUUGCGACGGAAGCGGAGGGCGUUCGCCAAACGCCGUCUUGGUGCAGCUCGUAGGCGAGUCGAGACGAAGCAAACAUCCGGCACUCGAGCUCAUCGUUUAUAGUUUCAUAUUUUGGUCGGGAGUUUGGAUAUUAAAAAAAAACCACACACACGCUUUCCAUUUUUGAUGGUGUGAAAUAGCGGAUGGAAAAAGCACUUUGGCUCAUUGAAAUGUUUCAAACUAACUAAUGAGCUAUAAUGAUGAGAUUAUUAUAUUUUUAGGGUUGGGUUUAAAAAUAAGACUCUUUUAAAUGUUUUUGGAGAAUGGGAUCAGGUUUAGGAUCCUACAACUGUUUAUAUUUAAGUUUUUGUGAAAUAAUUAAAUGUUGCUGAAUUAUUGAAGAUUUAA
Molecule: messenger RNA, 1402 nt
Organism: Dalotia coriaria
Lineage: Eukaryota; Metazoa; Arthropoda; Insecta; Coleoptera; Staphylinidae
Gene: edl
Product: ETS-domain lacking
Exons: 3
Coding region: 138-563 (141 amino acids)
Molecular function (GO): sequence-specific DNA binding
Source: RefSeq, a predicted model, not a curated record